This is a messenger RNA of Talaromyces marneffei, 2790 nucleotides long. RefSeq lists its product as uncharacterized. NCBI's taxonomy places the organism in Eukaryota, Fungi, Ascomycota, Eurotiomycetes, Eurotiales, Trichocomaceae. The record is from RefSeq and is a predicted model, not a curated record. The transcript has 5 exons. Gene Ontology annotation, molecular function: chitin synthase activity. Bases 1 to 2790 code for a protein of 929 amino acids. Gene Ontology annotation, cellular component: cell periphery; cell septum.
AUGCCUUCCUACAAUCGCUUAGACCCCUAUGCGGAGAAUGGAAGUCGCUCGCCCGUCAUGAAUCCUCAUUAUACAGACAAUCGCACUCCCUCCCCGGGGCGGCCAUUACAGCCAUAUCAACAUGAAACAGAGUUUCAACCACUGCAGAUGCCCUCUACAGAUCAUCUGCUAGACCAGCCUACGUACUCGGUCGAAGGAAUCAACAACUCGUACGGUCACAACGAGCGCUUCGAGGAGCAUCAUACACAGAACUAUCCUCACGAAUAUACUUUGCGCCCCGAAGAUCACCACGAUGCGUACUAUAACCAACCUUAUGAACCAACCGGCAUUCCACAUGAUGACUACGAUCUAUCAAAUUACCCCCAUCAAGAGCCUUCCACUUACCCAGAAGAUCGAGUUCCCAUCCUGCAAGCGGAUAAUCCGUACGGCCCAAAUCCUUACCAACCUCCAGAAUAUACACAUGGCGACGACAGUAUCGCCAACGAAGCGGGCGGGCAGCCUGAGCACGGUCCGACACCGCCUGCAAUGGCUCCCAGCCCAGCACCAAUUCGACGUUGGAAGACUGUCAAGGAAGUCCAGCUGUUUCGUGGAAACUUGGUUUUGGAUUGUCCCGUGCCUCCCAAACUACUAAACCAAGUCCCUCACGCUCAACCGCCCGAACGUGAUGAAUUCACUCAUAUGCGUUACUCGGCCGCUACUUGCGAUCCAGCCGAGUUCUACAGCGAUCGGUUUACUUUGCGACAGAGCUUAUUUGCGAAACCCAGACAUACUGAACUGUUCAUCGUCAUUACCAUGUAUAACGAAGACGAGUUCCUUUUCGCCCGUACAUUGAUCGGCGUUUUCAAAAAUAUCGAGUACAUGUGCUCAAGAACUAACAGCAAGACCUGGGGAAAGGAUGCAUGGAAGAAAAUUGUCGUGUGUGUCAUUAGUGACGGUCGUGCCAAGAUCAACCCUCGUACGCGUGCGGUGUUGGCUGCACUCGGUGUCUAUCAGGAUGGAAUCGCUAAGCAGCAAGUCAACGGCAAGGACGUUACCGCACAUAUUUACGAAUAUACCACGCAGCUGGCCCUAGGAUUGAAAGGCACACAAGUCUCUAUCAAGGGACGCUCAGCAACUCCUGUGCAAAUGAUCUUUUGUCUGAAGGAAAAGAAUCAAAAGAAGAUCAAUUCUCAUCGUUGGUUUUUCCAGGCUUUUGGCCGUGUGCUCGAUCCCAAUAUCUGUGUCCUGCUCGAUGCGGGUACAAAACCCGGCAGGGACUCCAUCUACCAUCUUUGGCGAGCUUUCGACUUGGAACCAAUGUGUGGUGGAGCUUGUGGCGAGAUCAAAGUCAUGCUGGACAAGGGAAAAAAUCUCAUCAAUCCGUUGGUUGCAGCACAAAACUUUGAAUACAAGAUGAGUAAUAUUCUUGACAAGCCGCUGGAGUCGGCUUUCGGUUUCAUUUCUGUGCUGCCGGGUGCCUUUUCCGCUUAUCGAUAUGUUGCUCUACAGAACGACAAGACGGGCCAAGGACCCCUUGAGAAGUACUUUGCUGGUGAGAAGAUGCAUGGUGCCAAUGCCGGUAUUUUCACUGCAAACAUGUAUCUGGCAGAGGAUCGUAUCCUGUGUUUCGAGAUUGUCACAAAGCGCAACUGCCGCUGGGUCCUCUCCUAUGUGAAGUCAUCUACAGGAGAGACAGACGUGCCAGAUCGCAUGGCUGAGUUCAUUCUCCAGCGUCGUCGUUGGCUGAAUGGAAGUUUCUUUGCUGCCGUUUAUGCCAUUGCUCACUUUUAUCAAAUCGGGCGCAGCAGCCACAGUUUCAUGAGACAGUUCAUGCUUGGCUUUGAAUUCAUCUUCCAGACUAUCAACAUGCUCUUUGCCUGGUUCGCAAUCGGUAAUUUUUUCCUCGUCUUUCACAUCCUCACGCAGUAUCUGGGCUCCGCCGACCUCUUGGGAACCCCUGGAGCAAUUCUUGGCGUUGUCUUUGAAUGGAUCUAUCUCUCUACAUUGGUGGCCUGUUUUAUUCUCUCGCUCGGUAAUCGCCCGCAAGGAUCAAACAAGUUCUAUAUGACAAUGGUUUAUUUCUGGGUUAUUGUCAUGAUAUACUUGACGUUUGCAGCCAUCUUCGUCACGGUCAAGUCCAUCCAACAACAGACCAAGGAGAACGGAUUCACUUUCAGUGAUCUUUUUACCAAUCAGCAUUUCUUCACUAUUAUCAUAUCGCUCGCAUCCACCUAUGUGAUGUGGUUCGUGGCGUCGUUAGUCUUCUUCGACCCAUGGCAUAUGUUUACUUGUUUUAUCCAAUAUCUUUUGCUUACACCGACUUAUACUAAUGUGCUCAACGUGUACGCCUUUUGCAACACUCACGAUGUCACAUGGGGCACAAAAGGAGACGACAAGCCCGAGAAACUGCCGUCAGCUACGGUCAAGCCAGGUGGAAAAGUCGACGUUAGUAUUCCACAGGAUGGAGGUGAUUUGAAUGCACAGUACGAUCUCGAGCUGUCGGCAUUCGCAACCAAACCGCCCAAAGAAGUGCGCGUCGUUUCCGAGUCAGAGAAGCAAGAAGACUAUUACAAGGGAUUCCGUAGUGGUGUCGUCCUGGUGUGGAUUUUCUGCAACUUUGCACUUGGCGCUGUCGUCUUAAGUACAGCUGGAUUAGAGCAUCUCAGCCCCGGCAGUUCGACAUCAGACACUGACGCCAGGCGGGCCGACAUUUACAUGUCGGUGGUUCUGUGGAGUGUUGCUGCUCUGUCUUUGAUCAAGUUUGUUGGCGCAAUGUGGUUUUUGGUUGUACGGAUGUUCCGUGGCGUUUAA